Messenger RNA from Polyodon spathula (Mississippi paddlefish), 1742 nucleotides. RefSeq names its product glycylpeptide N-tetradecanoyltransferase 1-like. Gene Ontology annotation, biological process: N-terminal peptidyl-glycine N-myristoylation. Bases 41 to 1510 code for a protein of 489 amino acids. The record is from RefSeq and is a predicted model, not a curated record. Gene Ontology annotation, cellular component: cytoplasm. Gene Ontology annotation, molecular function: glycylpeptide N-tetradecanoyltransferase activity. The transcript has 12 exons. NCBI's taxonomy places the organism in Eukaryota, Metazoa, Chordata, Actinopteri, Acipenseriformes, Polyodontidae.
GUAGUGCGGGCCGGGCGCGUUCCCCGGUUCCUGGUUAAAGAUGGCGGACGAGAGUGAGACAGCACUGAAAGCGCAGACGGAAGAGGAGGAAGAAGAGGACGACCACGGGCACUGUAGCGACUGCGAGAAUGACGAGCAUGUCUUCGACGAUGGGGAUAAGAGCCCAGGGGAUGACAGCGGAGCAAAGAAGAAGAAGAAAAAACAGAAGCGGAAAAAGGAUAAAGCCGGAGGCAAGGACCCAGGGCAGGAGCCUGUCAAGGUGAAUUCUCUCCCUGCUGAGAAGCUGCAGGAGAUCCAGAAGGCCAUCGAGCUGUUCUCUGUGGGACAAGGGCCUGCCAAGACCAUGGAGGAGGCCAGCCGCCGGAGCUACCAGUUCUGGGACACGCAGCCAGUCCCCAAGCUAGGGGAGGUGGUGGUGUCUCAUGGUCCGAUCGAGCCCGAUAAGGACAGCAUCCGGACGGAGCCGUACACCCUGCCGCAGGGCUUCGUCUGGGACGCGUUGGACCUGGGCAACGCAGCCGUGCUGAAGGAGCUCUACACUCUGCUCAACGAGAACUACGUGGAGGACGAUGACAACAUGUUCAGAUUUGAUUACUCUCCUGAGUUUCUGCUGUGGGCUCUGCGCCCCCCUGGCUGGCUGCCCCAGUGGCACUGCGGCGUGAGAGUCCAAUCCAACAGCAAGCUGGUGGGCUUCAUCAGUGCCAUCCCCGCUGACAUUCGAAUCUACGACACAGAGAAGAGGAUGGUGGAGAUUAACUUCCUCUGCGUUCACAAGAAGCUGCGGUCGAAGCGAGUGGCUCCGGUUCUGAUCCGGGAGAUCACCAGGAGGGUGAAUCUACAGGGGAUCUUCCAGGCCGUCUACACUGCCGGCGUGGUGCUGCCCAAACCCGUCAGCACCUGCAGGUACUGGCACAGAUCUCUGAACCCUCGCAAGCUGAUUGAGGUGAAGUUCUCCCACCUGAGCAGGAAUAUGACAAUGCAGCGCACCAUGAAGCUCUACCGCCUGCCUGAGGCCCCGAAGAACGGCGGGCUGCGUCCCAUGCAGAGGAAGGACGUCCCGGCAGUGCAUCGGCUGCUCCAGGGGUCCCUGCAGCAGUUCCACCUGACCCCCGCCAUGAGCCCCGACGAGGUGGAGCACUGGCUGCUGCCCCGCGAGAACAUCGUCGACACGUACGUCAUGGAGAACCCUGACGGCAGCAUAACGGACUUCUUGAGCUUCUACACCUUGCCCUCCACCAUCAUGAACCACCCCGUCCACAAGAGCCUGAAGGCAGCCUACUCCUUCUACAACGUGCACACCACCACCCCGCUGCUGGAGCUCAUGAGCGACGCUCUCGUCCUGGCCAAAUCGAAAGGGUUCGAUGUGUUCAACGCACUGGACCUGAUGGAGAACAAGACGUUCCUGGAGAAGCUGAAGUUUGGCAUUGGGGAUGGGAACCUGCAGUAUUACCUGUACAACUGGAAGUGUCCCAGCAUGGGUGCGGAGAAGGUCGGCCUCGUGCUGCAGUGACCGAUCGUCAGCAAGGCUGGGAGCCGACGCCCCCUGACACUGACUGCACCAGGAAACAGAAUGGAGUCCAUGUGACCUUUGACCUGCGCUGCCAUGGGAACACGCCACCUUGUGAGGAGCUGUGGACAACGGCCUUUAUUUUAAAGGAAAAAAAGAAAAAUAAGAUAAAAAAAAUAUAUAUAUAACUCCAAUAAAACACUGACUUUAUUAAUUGUAUUAUCAGAUUAGACAU